AUGACGAUGACGACGGUGAAUCGCCACGUCCACCGUCAAUCGUGCACGGACCACCUUGCCAACAUGAACGCCGGCGCCCCCACCCUGCUCCCGAACACAAACCCGAACGUGACAACAACAACAACAACAACAACGAUGACAAUGAUGAUGAUGAUGACGACAACGAAUCGCCACGUCCACCGUCAAUUGUGCACGGACCACCUCGCCAACGUGAACGCCGGCGCCCCCACCCUGCUCUUGCCGCUCGUUGUGCCCCAACCAUGCAUGGACCACCUCGCCAACACGAACACCGGCGCCCCCACCCUGCUCUUGCCGCUCGUUGUGCCCCAACCGUGCACGGACCACCUCGCCAACGCGAACGCUGGCGCCCCCACCCUGCUCUCGCUGCUCGUCGUGCCCCACCCAUGCACGGACCACCUUGCCAACGCGAACACCGGUGCCCCCACCCUGCUCUCACCGCUCGUCGUGCCCCAACUGUGCAUGGACCACCUCGCCAAUGCUGGUGCCUCCGUCCACCACCGAAUGUGCACGGACUACCCACCCACAUCUGCCAACAACAUCCACGACGUCCACGCCCCACACCGCGCCCAAUGCACACGUCCACCACCGAACAUGUAUGGACCACCGACCCACGACAACGCUGCCCAACGCACACGUCCACCACCAAACAUGUGCCAACCUCCUUACCCAUGA
This is a messenger RNA of Cyclocybe aegerita, 693 nucleotides long. NCBI's taxonomy places the organism in Eukaryota, Fungi, Basidiomycota, Agaricomycetes, Agaricales, Hemipholiotaceae. The record is from the annotation of a GenBank genome assembly.